Molecule: messenger RNA, 3255 nt
Organism: Exophiala xenobiotica
Lineage: Eukaryota; Fungi; Ascomycota; Eurotiomycetes; Chaetothyriales; Herpotrichiellaceae
Exons: 4
Coding region: 224-2647 (807 amino acids)
Molecular function (GO): zinc ion binding
Source: RefSeq, a predicted model, not a curated record
CUUCCUCACCCCGACCAUCAUCACGACCUCCCAUCUCUUCCCCUUCACCUCUACCACUCUUUACCUGCUAGAAAUCAAGCAGAAGUGUUGGGGGUGCCUCCAGUAUCCAUGCUGUUCCAAUCCUGAAGUCUCUCAUCGAAUCUAUCCUACUCUUUACCGCCUGCCCGCAGUUCGGUAGCCCAGCCUGCUCGACACCGCCUAACCCAGGUUCCUUAUCUCCAUCAUGGCUACAACUCAUCAUCACGCCGGACCUGUUGGUCCUGACACGUUGAUCACUGUCAAAGUUAUCAUCGAUGGCACGAACAGACGAUUCAAACUUGCUCUUCGGGAUCUCGGUGCCAAUACUCUCCCACAGAAGCUUCGCUUCCUGCUUGCCAUCCCUGAUGAACACGAGGUCAAGUUCGACCGAUUCUCCGAUUCCGCCGGAGCCUACGUUACCCUCGACAGCAACAAUCCAGGUGUCUACAAACAAUUGUAUCGAGCGGCCAAGGCGAAACUCAAGCUGCGACUCAAGGCUACUGUGGUGAAGACUGCAAAGAAGGAGGCGAAGGAGGAUAGCAAGCCUGAAACCAACACUUACUGGGCCGCACCUUCAGUCUCCCAAGCAGUGCCGAGGCACAGCUUCCUCGAUACCGUCCUCUCUCAGCCUGCUGCAACACCCUUCAAGUCUCUUCAGAAGAACUUCCCAUACUCUCCAACGACCUGUACUAUCCCGGGGGCUUUUGACACUAGACCGUCUGGCAUGGAUCCAGUUCCUAAUGCUCCUCGAGACUGUCACACCGAUCUCUUCAGUCUCCCAACCCUCCCUUCCCUCAACGACUUUCCGUCAACUUCGUAUUCUAUUGACUGCAACCACUGUGGCAAGUCUGUGCCUGACGAGCACUACCACUGUGGAAUUUGCGAGAACGGUGACUUCGAUCUGUGCAAGAGCUGCGUCGAUUCUGGUAUCACAUGUGACGGUGACGAGCAUUGGCUGGUCAAGAGGCACAUUCGCAAUGGAGUCGUUAUUCCAAGCGAGACAACUACCUUCCCAGCGAAGAAGUCGUCCAAGACUGUGACUAUUUCGUCUGAAGAGCUGGCUACCCCGUUUAGCCCCGAACAAGACGAUGGUGAUCGCACCUGCAACUCUUGCGUCUGCCAAAUGCCGAAACGCGAAUUUGUCACUUGCCAGAAUUGCCCAGACUUCGACCUGUGCCUCUGCUGUUUCAUGGACGACGAACAUGGUCAUCAUCCUUCUCACACCUUUGAGCCACAGGGCAGUCCGGAGCAUCUGCCUGAGCUUGAAGCUCUCUGUGCUCCAGGCCGCAAUGUUCGUCACGAUGCUAUCUGCGAUGGCUGCGACGAGAGCAUCUUCGGCGUUCGUCACAAGUGCUUGUCAUGCCCAGAUUUUGACUUCUGCUCUACCUGUGUAGUUUCUGCUGGCGAGAAGCAUACAGGCCAUCGCUUUGCACCUAUCUAUGCUCCUCUUGAAAAUGUGCGCGCCGUCAAGCAAUACCAUCGAGGUGUCUACUGUGACGGCCCUCUUUGCAUCAACCAGAAGCGCUACAUUGUAGGCGACCGAUACAAGUGUACGGUGUGCCAUGACACCGACUUCUGUGCCAGUUGCGAAGCUUCACCCAACAAUGACCACAAUGCAACUCAUCCCUUGAUCAAGUUCAAGACUCCAGUCGAACAUGCCUCCAUCACCACGGUACACGAGACAACGUUUGGAGAGCAGCUUGGACAGUUGGGAGACCGACCAUUGGCCAAGCACGCCGCGACGGAAACCACACGUUCUACCUCUGCCAAUGCUGCCACUCAAGUUCAGACUGUGGCCGAGGUAAAGCCUAUCGAGAACACUGCCACUACAGAGGAGACUCCCAAGGCCAGUGAUGUCCUCUCCGGCAAGACUACGGCUAAUGAGCUGCAAGCGUGGUAUGUCACCGACUUGACUCCAGAUGGGACUCGUGUUGCACCCAGCCAUCUCGUUAUGCAAUCCUGGACCCUGCGCAACCCGGGCCCUCAAACUUGGCCAGCCGGUUGUGCUGUCUACUACAUUGGUGGAGAUGACAUGCGCAACCUGGAUUCUCUUCACCCCUCCAGUGUGAGCACCAUGACUUGUGCCAAUCGUAGCAACGUGCUUGCAACCAGUCUGGAACCAGGAAAGACUGCGGUCUUUACGGUUUUGCUCAAGGCUCCUGCUCGUGAAGGACGAGCUAUCUCUUACUGGCGUCUCAAAACUCCCGAAGGACUUCCAUUUGGUCACAAGCUCUGGGUCGACAUUGAAGUUCAGUCUACUCCUGUUGAGUUGCCAAUUCGCUCUGCUCCUACACCUACUAUUCCUUCCACUGUUGAGAUCAAGACGGGGCCACAACAAGAACCAGGAGACAGCUCGCAGAGCAGCUCCACUAUGAUCUUUCCCAAGCUUGAAAAAGAGUCUCCAGUCUCGAGCAUCCACGAUGUUAGCGAGACACAUGCCGAAGCACCUGUUCCUACAAUGGAGCCCACCACAAAGACUGACGGACAAGAGCUGCUCGAGGAUGUGGAAAGCCUCGAACUCGAAGAAUCUGACAGUGAUGAAGCCGGCUUCUUGACAGAUGAGGAGUACGACAUCCUUGAUGCAAGUGACGAGGAUUAUUUGGAAGCACAAACAGAGGCCAGCAAGUAAAAGUUCCAACCUUGAUCGACCACUGGCGCAAAUGUAAGGAACAUCAGUGUGGCUACACUGCAGCAGUUUUGGCAACAUGGCUCGCGAUGCCAGAAUCAUCAGAAUGAAACCAAGCAAACGACAAUGACAUGGAGCAGGGCGAGCGUGCUUUUGGGUCGGGAUCGGGAUGGAAUAGGGGCGUGCUAGGGACAUGGAAUGCCUUUCUCCUUUUAUUGUUGGACUUGACAUAUCACUGACACGCUAUCUUGCUCCGUUGAUCAAUAACAGCAUGAAACCUAUGCUUUCAUUCUUAGUAGACAAGAGUACUGGCGACUUCGUAGUCGGUAUUAACGGGAGCCUAGUGAGCCUUUGGUGUGCGUGGAAUUUGCUUCCUGUCAUUCGAGACUGUGGUGGUGUGAUUGGAGUAGAAUUGGGGAUCAUCGAGGGAGGCUUGUCGUCAUAGAACCGGGCAUGAUCUGGGGGCGCUCAAACGGAGGUCAUCCUCCAGGUUUUUGGGUCAUGAUGGGUCUGACUCAGUUGGUCUUGGUGGUGACGAAUAGGCGGGCGAUGCUUGAAGGCAUGUGCUGGCCACCACCAAAUUCCGGGGACUCUUGGUUGAGGACCUACGA